AUGAAGGUCUUGAUUUUAUUUCCUUUCUCCAUUUUUCUGUUUCCGAGUUCAACACACGGAGAGGACACAGUGUCAGAAGACAUCGGCGUCCAUCAGCUGGAGCGUUUAGUGGAGCUGCUGACGUCAAGAGAGUGCGAGGACCUGCUGUUCGCUCUCUCUCACCCGGAGGAGAAUAUUUUUGAGCACCUAGAAAACCUCUCGCCAGAAAAAAACAAACUAGACGUCAAACCUCGAGUCAAGAGAGACAUCUCCUCUACUGAGGAUAGCGAGGCUCAGUGCCGGACAGCUCUGACAGACUGGCUGCUGAGGUAUGGAGAGCAGACCUACUACGACAGGCUUUCUCGCGCCUUGCAGCACAUCGGCAGAACAGACGUCGCAAUCGAAGUGGGGAAGAACAUCAACCAGGACAAAGUUUUGAGCCUUAAACGUUUUGUUGAAGACUAUCACAAAUACGUGAGCUCUUUAAACGUCCCACCUGUACAAUCAGACACAAAGGACGGAAGGCCUGAAGGCCAGAGGGUCAAAAAGAGAACGGUGAGGGAUCUGUCAUGGCGUGACCUGGAUCUGAUUGUGGAGCGGGCUCCUGUGCCCCUGUACCAGAGAGGACCUCUGGAUGUAGCCCUGCCGCUCUUGUAUGGCCUCCUGCUGGGCUUUGGAGGAACCUUGCUGACUGGCGUCGCUAUACUUUUUACGAUUAUCCAAAUCUCCAGGGAAACCAAACCAGCUGUGAACACAGGGUCACCAGCAGCUCCAGCAGAGAGCUCUUGGUUGGGGAUAUAA
Molecule: messenger RNA, 780 nt
Organism: Labrus bergylta (ballan wrasse)
Lineage: Eukaryota; Metazoa; Chordata; Actinopteri; Labriformes; Labridae
Source: RefSeq, a predicted model, not a curated record